CCUCCCCCAGGGUUGUGGCCACGCGCGGCGGCGGCGGUUGUUCCGCUUCCCCUCCGGUCCGGGCGGUCGCCAUUGCCGAAGGCUCCCUGCCCGCCCCUCCCGGUGCCCUGGGGCUCGGCUGCCGCCUGGCCUGGUCAUAGCUGCCGCUGCGCUCCAGCGCGGCUCUUCUUCCCGUCCCGCUGCCCUUUUCCAUUCCCUCCCCUCCCCGCCCCGCGCCGCGCGCUGGCCCGGGGCGGCUCCGGAGCCCGCCGGGAGCUUGGACCGAGGCGCCUCGCUGGGGCGGGGACCUUUCCUCGCCUGAGGCAUUACCAUAACUCUGAAACAUGUCUGAUAACGGAGAACUGGAAGACAAGCCUCCAGCACCUCCUGUGCGAAUGAGCAGUACCAUUUUUAGCACCGGAGGCAAAGACCCUUUAUCAGCCAAUCACAGUUUGAAACCUUUGCCCUCUGUUCCAGAGGAAAAAAAGCCCAGGCAUAAAAUCAUCUCUAUAUUCUCCAGCACAGAGAAAGGAAGUAAGAAGAAAGAGAAGGAACGGCCAGAAAUUUCUCCUCCAUCUGAUUUUGAGCAUACCAUCCAUGUUGGUUUUGAUGCUGUUACUGGAGAAUUCACUGGCAUGCCAGAACAGUGGGCUCGAUUAUUACAGACCUCCAAUAUCACCAAAUUAGAGCAAAAGAAGAAUCCUCAGGCUGUGUUGGAUGUCUUAAAGUUCUAUGACUCCAACACGGUGAAGCAGAAAUACCUGAGCUUUACACCUCCUGAGAAAGAUGGCUUCCCUUCUGGAACACCAGCACUCAGUACCAAGGGAUCUGAAACAUCAGCAGUAGUAACAGAGGAAGAUGAUGAUGACGAAGAGGCUGCUCCUCCUGUUAUUGCACCACGACCAGAUCAUACAAAAUCAAUUUAUACACGAUCUGUAAUUGACCCUAUUCCUGCACCAGUUGGUGAUUCUAAUGUUGAUAGUGGUGCCAAGUCUUUAGACAAACAGAAAAAGAAGACCAAAAUGACAGAUGAAGAGAUAAUGGAGAAAUUAAGAACUAUUGUCAGCAUAGGUGACCCUAAGAAAAAAUAUACCAGAUAUGAAAAAAUUGGGCAAGGGGCUUCUGGUACAGUUUUCACUGCUACUGAUGUGGCACUGGGACAGGAGGUUGCUAUCAAACAGAUUAAUCUCCAGAAACAGCCAAAGAAGGAAUUGAUUAUUAAUGAAAUUCUGGUGAUGAAAGAAUUAAAGAAUCCCAACAUAGUUAACUUUUUGGACAGUUAUCUGGUGGGAGAUGAAUUGUUUGUAGUAAUGGAGUACCUUGCUGGGGGAUCACUGACUGAUGUUGUAACAGAAACGUGCAUGGAUGAAGCACAGAUUGCUGCUGUAUGCAGAGAAUGUUUACAGGCAUUGGAGUUUUUACAUGCUAAUCAAGUGAUCCACAGAGACAUUAAAAGUGACAACGUGCUUUUGGGAAUGGAAGGAUCAGUUAAACUUACCGACUUUGGUUUCUGUGCCCAGAUCACCCCUGAGCAGAGCAAACGAAGUACCAUGGUUGGAACACCAUACUGGAUGGCUCCAGAGGUGGUUACACGAAAAGCUUAUGGCCCAAAAGUGGACAUAUGGUCUCUGGGUAUCAUGGCUAUUGAGAUGGUGGAAGGAGAGCCUCCAUACCUCAAUGAAAACCCCUUGAGGGCUUUGUACCUGAUAGCAACUAAUGGAACCCCAGAACUACAGAAUCCAGAGAAACUUUCCCCAAUAUUUCGGGAUUUCCUUAAUCGAUGUUUGGAAAUGGACGUGGAGAAACGGGGUUCAGCCAAAGAAUUAUUACAGCAUCCCUUCCUGAAACUGGCCAAACCAUUAUCUAGCUUGACACCACUCAUCAUGGCAGCUAAAGAAGCAAUGAAGAGUAACCGUUAACAUCCUUGUUGUGGCCUCAUGUUCUUUUUUCCAUUUUCUAAAAGAAGUAUUUUAAUAUAUGAAAGUUAUUACUCUUUGUGGGGAGGUUAUAGAGAAAAUGUCUGGAUAACAAGGAAGAAAAAUGCAAACUACUACUUCCUGAAGACAGCCAGGAGAAAAAUGCAAAAUAGAAUGACAGCUUUCUAUUGAAUCCCUUCUUUAGGGUCCAAAAGGAAUUGUGGACUGAAUCACUAGCCUUUUUCAGCAGACAGCUCACUAGGGUCAUUUAUCAUGCUUGAGAUUUACAUUUUAUUUUGCUGACUUCAUUGUAAUAGAUCCCAUUCAUUGUUCCUUUUGGGUAUUUUUAAUACUUGAAUGGCAGAUUCUAGUUUUUCAAAUUAUUUGACUCAUUUGCUAGUCUUCUUUAAGCUCCCUCAUAGGUUUUUUCCCCCUUGACAUGCUACUUUUGAGUUGCUUUGAGAAAUUUUUCUUACUCCUAAAUUCAAGGCAAGUGUGAUGGAAGUUAUGUAGCUCUUUCUAUUGGCCAAUGAGCUUGGUAUGGUUUAACUUUGUUUAGAAGUUAGGACCAGCUGUUGUUACAUGUAAUAUUUAAGUUCAGAACUUGAACUGAAGGAAUGGGGGAAGAAAAGUAUGUGAUUUUUACCUUUUUAAACUAAUGUGAAAGAGUCAGCUUUAGAAAUUUCAUGGUAGUGAGUUUGGCAGUUGUUACAUGUAUAGAGAGAGGACUAAUAAUCUAUAUUUAUAACUAAAUCAUUGAGUCAGAAAAUGAAUUCCCAUUGACUGUAUAUCUUUACAAUUUUAUUUUCCUUUCUGACUAUAUUCUCUUCAGAUUUGGCUUCAGGAACCAAAGUAAUUUGUUCCGGCUUCAACUUGGCCUCUGUGUCUUUGGUUGGUGCCACUCUUUUUUUUCCUCCUUCUUUCCCCACCUCCCUUUUAUUCCUUCAUUUUGAAUAUAAGUUUCUGUAUAUGUUGUAAUUUUAGUUAGUUUGUUUUUUAAUUAACCCUUUCUUACCCUAUUCUCCCCUUCCUUUUUCCUCUAUGGUAAAUAAUAUAACAACCAUUGACUUUUUAGAAUCUACAUAUUUGGGACUAGCAGAGACAAAGUGAGAGACUUGAAUCUUGGUGAGUUCUAAAAUACUUAGAUGAGAUUAUAGUUAUUAAAGAGAUACAUCAGUUAUAUACAGACACAGCUUCUAAUCAGUAAACUGUAGAGGUUUGUUGUAAGUCACAUUGUUCCCAAUCCAUUAUCAACAUGUUACUGUCUAUGAGAACUUAAGAGUAUUUCUUGAUAAAAUUAUUGAUCAUUUGAGAUGUUGAGUUACUUUUUUUUUCAAAUAAAUAAAGUAAAAAAAGUAAUAGAGAAAGGAAGAAAAUAUGUACUUAUUAAUAGCAAUAUAUUUUUUUUUUAAAGAUUCAAAAGGUCUGUGACCAAUAGCAUUAUUAGAGUAUACUCUGUCCCCUUCUUUUCCCCUCUCUCCUUGUUUUGCCAUUGGGGACUGUAUUAUCCCAGCUACUAUGCUAAGAGCCACACACAAGAGACAGAUUUGUGGCUUAAUUUGGACAUUUUCCCACCCUGCCCUCCUAAUUAAUUGCACACCUUACUAUCCUACAAUAGUACAGAUCAUGAAUAAAACUAAUUUUAAUGUUUUGGAGUUGCAUUAGGGACAUAGUUUUAUUUCCUGUCAUUCCCAUCAUAAUCUGUGUUAAAAAUACACAUAUAAGGAUAAGAAAUGGGAUUUUGUUUAAAUUGAUAACGGCAGAUUUUCAGAAGAAAUGAUAAAAAGAUACUUUGUGUGAUUUAUCUAGACUAGCACUUAGUGGUCUCUUCAAUUUGAUUCUUUGAUUUUUCUCUAGAUUAUAUUGAUCUUCAGCAUUACUAAAUUCAUAAUAACAGGCUUGAUUGUUACAGUGCCUCUUGAAUUCCAGAUUUGGACAUCUUUUGUAAAUAAUGUCUGUAUAGAUUCUGAUAAAGAAGAUUCUACCAAUGAAGUAAAAAAGCAACUAGAUGAUAAGACUAAUGAUCAUGCCUACUCUAGAAGGCACUGCCAUACACAAGUUGUAAAGUUCAUACUCAUUGAAUACAGUGCCAAUACUACAUUUUUAUGCCUGUGAACUCAACAAAGGUCUUUUCAGUUUAUAGAAGCAGUUUGGGAUUUGUAUUUACCACUUUGAUGGUUAUCUGUAUGUCCAUUGCUGGCAACGGACUUUGUCAUUAAAACCUGUCUCCCAGGGUAAGGGAGCAACAC
This is a messenger RNA of Condylura cristata (star-nosed mole), 4144 nucleotides long. It is a transcript of the gene PAK2, whose product is annotated as p21 protein (Cdc42/Rac)-activated kinase 2. Gene Ontology annotation, cellular component: cytoplasm. Bases 324 to 1898 code for a protein of 524 amino acids. The transcript is spliced from 15 exons. NCBI's taxonomy places the organism in Eukaryota, Metazoa, Chordata, Mammalia, Eulipotyphla, Talpidae. Gene Ontology annotation, molecular function: protein serine/threonine kinase activity; ATP binding. The record is from RefSeq and is a predicted model, not a curated record. Gene Ontology annotation, biological process: regulation of MAPK cascade; regulation of axonogenesis; intracellular signal transduction.